CUGAUUCCGGUCCACAGAUGCUCGCUCAACGUCUUUUGUCGCGGCGCCUGCCCCAGGUUGCCCUUCGAUCUACCGUCCCCCGCGCUUCAUUCUCACAAGUUCGUGCCCUAAAGGCUGCCGAGAACGAUGACCCUUUGAUGAAUGGCGGCUACCAGAACCCUCCCCGAAUUAAGCGCCAGUUCAGAGACCCCAAUGCCGACUGGUGGGACAAGCAGGAGAGGAGGAAUUUCGGCGAGCCAGUUCACGAGGAGAAUGAAAUUCUAGGUGUCUUCAGUCCCGAGCAAUAUACUCAUGUGACUGCUCGCAAAGGUCUGUUGCAGCUUGGUGCUUUCGUUGUGACAUUCCUCGGGCUCUGUGGCGCCGUGAGCCUCUUCUACCCUGACAAGCCUUCCGCUCCUAGGACGUUCCCCGACGGUCUUGAGAAGGAGCUCGGAGGCCCAAAUGCUCUUCCGGUGGGUUACGAUCCUCGUAACUAA
Messenger RNA from Aspergillus nidulans FGSC A4, 476 nucleotides. RefSeq lists its product as uncharacterized. NCBI's taxonomy places the organism in Eukaryota, Fungi, Ascomycota, Eurotiomycetes, Eurotiales, Aspergillaceae. Gene Ontology annotation, cellular component: mitochondrion. The coding region runs from base 18 to 476 and encodes 152 amino acids. The record is from RefSeq and is a predicted model, not a curated record. The transcript has 2 exons.